Messenger RNA from Armigeres subalbatus, 1264 nucleotides. It is a transcript of the gene pn, whose product is annotated as exopolyphosphatase PRUNE1. Lineage: Eukaryota; Metazoa; Arthropoda; Insecta; Diptera; Culicidae. The record is from RefSeq and is a predicted model, not a curated record. Gene Ontology annotation, molecular function: exopolyphosphatase activity. Gene Ontology annotation, cellular component: cytoplasm. Bases 129 to 1250 code for a protein of 373 amino acids. The transcript has 4 exons.
UCAGGAUGGGAAACACAUUCGUUUACAUUCGUUUUGGCUUUAAAUUGUUUUGAUUGUUUUAUUUAUUUACUUCAAAUCCAGCCUUGUUGCGGAAAUUACUGAAAAUAGUUUAUAUUAGUACCAAAAUCAUGAAUAAUUUUAUCAAACAUUGCAGAAAAUCACUUAAACUUCCCCGAAUAGUUGUGAUUGGCAACGAAAGCUGUGACCUCGAUUCCGCGGUUUGCAGCAUUGCAUUGGCUUUCCAUCUGUCCAACUCUCUCGAUGGUUUCCUCCGCACGGUCAAAGGUUCCGAUUGCGUAGUGCCAGUAUUGAAUGUUACACGAGAAGACUUACCGCUGAAAACCGAGGUCGUGUACUUUCUGCAGGAGAAUCGUGUCGAGUUGAAUGAUUUGAUAUGCAAGGACGAAAUUGACCUGCCGGAUGGACAAAGGGCCGAGACGUCAUAUGUCCUGGUGGACCAUCAUCUUUCCAAGCUUCGGUUGAAUGUCGUUGGUGUGAUAGAUCACAGGCCGUUCGAUUCAAACUCGAAGUUAAAUGCUGGGAUAUUCCAGCUUAUAGAACAGGUCGGUUCUUGUGCAACUCUGGUUUCAAAAAUCGUGUUGGAUUCCGUUAAUUUGCAUGAGAAGUCCAGCGACAUUGCCGAUCUGCUAAAGUUCCUGUAUGGUCCAAUUGUUUUAGAUACCGUCAACUUCUCCAAGGAAGCCGAUAAAGCCCGUCAGCUAGACUUCGAUAUGGCUCAGGCAAUCGAACAGUACCUUGGUAUCGAGAACUCCGAAGAAUCGCGUCAAAAUUUAUUCGAAAAUCUGGUUAAUAAACGAGGCGAUGUGUCGAGCCUGGACUCUCUGCAAAUCUUGUCCAAAGAUCUGAAAAUAGUAGCGGGAAAGGAACGCGUUGUGGCCAUACCAGGAUAUCCCAUACUGGUCCAGGAUUAUAUAAAGCUGGAAAAUGCAGAACAAAAUUUGCAAGCUUUCGCUCGGAAAACUGGUAGCAAUGUAGUCGUGCUUAUGGGCAUGAAGGUCAAUGCUGAAAACGGGAGCGUCAGGAGAGAUUUAGGAAUAAUAAACAUAAAUGAUCCUAAUCUGCAAGAGUCGAUUCUUUCUGUGAUAUCUUCUAGUACAGAACCAGAUUUUAAACUAACGAAGCUGGAUGUCAAUUUUUUACAGGGAAGCUUUUUCGAGCAAUCAAAUAUCAAGGCAUCCAGAAAGCAACUUUUACCUUUAGUUAGUGAUAUAUUUAAUGAAAAAUGUUAAACCUUAAUACCCUA